GCUCCUCUCAAUAAAUAUAUGGCAAUCUGAGGCGGGACUAUUGUUCAAACUAGAUAAGUACUCGUGGAAGAUCUGUGCAGCUGCAAAUAGCAGGGACAUCUUAUACAAUGGCUGGUGGCAAGGCUGGAAAAGACUCCGGGAAAACUAAGACUAAGGCCAUUUCGCGCUCACAGAGAGCGGGUUUGCAGUUCCCAGUGGGCCGUAUUCACAGACAUCUUAAAUCCAGAACAACGAGCCAUGGCAGAGUUGGGGCGACUGCAGCUGUGUACAGCGCGGCAAUUCUUGAGUACCUGACGGCUGAGGUUCUGGAGCUGGCCGGAAACGCAUCAAAGGAUCUGAAGGUCAAGCGUAUCACACCACGUCACUUGCAACUGGCCAUUAGAGGCGAUGAAGAGUUGGAUUCUCUCAUUAAAGCAACCAUUGCUGGUGGUGGUGUCAUCCCUCAUAUCCAUAAGUCACUGAUAGGAAAGAAGGGACAGCAGAAGACGGUAUAACCCUAUGAACAGUGGCAUGGGGUCAUCUCAGGACAUUCUGCUUCAAAAUGGUUAACAUUUUCAUUGGUAGUGUUUUAGGACUUUUUAAAUGUAUGAACUUGCAUCUACUCAUCUGUGGUGUUUUUUUUUUUUUUUAAAGUGGCUUCAGAGAAGCUGGUUUUUAUUUUGGGCUUGUAUGUAUUUGUUACAACCGGGGUUUCGUUUACGUUUUUGCAUACCUGUGGCAUUUCCAUGUUUUUUAAAGUUGUAUUUGAAUAAAGCUCCAAGGUAUUGUGCA
This is a messenger RNA of Coregonus clupeaformis (lake whitefish), 771 nucleotides long. RefSeq names its product histone H2A.Z. NCBI's taxonomy places the organism in Eukaryota, Metazoa, Chordata, Actinopteri, Salmoniformes, Salmonidae. Gene Ontology annotation, cellular component: nucleosome. Gene Ontology annotation, molecular function: protein heterodimerization activity; structural constituent of chromatin; DNA binding. The transcript is spliced from 5 exons. Bases 108 to 494 code for a protein of 128 amino acids. The record is from RefSeq and is a predicted model, not a curated record.